Molecule: messenger RNA, 3046 nt
Organism: Cynoglossus semilaevis (tongue sole)
Lineage: Eukaryota; Metazoa; Chordata; Actinopteri; Pleuronectiformes; Cynoglossidae
Product: calpain-9
Exons: 20
Coding region: 167-2257 (696 amino acids)
Biological process (GO): proteolysis
Cellular component (GO): cytoplasm
Molecular function (GO): calcium-dependent cysteine-type endopeptidase activity; calcium ion binding
Source: RefSeq, a predicted model, not a curated record
AGCUCUUUAACUCCUUUGACAGUAACAGAAGCGUGUCGUGGACUGACGUCACCACGGGCGUGUCUUUUUUUUUUUAUAUCACCUGCUCAGGUGGACUAAUCUCACGGACUAAACGGAAGAAGAACUGAGCUGAGUUAAACACAGCGUCCACAGCAUUAACGCAGACAUGCUGAAGUCACUGAGUGUGUCCUCUGAGAGCUCCUUCGACGAUGUGGACUCGGUCUCCUCCGAUGAGCUGCUCGGCUCCCAGUCCCGCCGCUGGCUGGCCGAACUGAUGACCGGCGACUUGCCCUCAGAGAGCGGAGAGUUGCGCACCGUGGACCGGGACGGACUCUUCGUGGACUAUCAAUUCCCUGUGGGAGAGCUGGAGCUGCAGUCCGGGGUCAGGUGGAAGAGACCAAAGGAGCUGUGUCCUUCACCUCACUUCAUCAUCAACGGAGCAACGCACCGGGACAUUCGCCAGGGUAAACUCAAUGACUGCUGGUUUCUGGCUGCCAUCGCUUCCCUCUCUGUGCAUCGGUCUCUUCUCAACAAAGUUGUUCCUCCAGGACAGAGUUUCCAGGAAGGAUACAACGGCAGCUUCACCUUCAAGUUCUGGCAGUAUGGUGUAUGGGAGGAAGUGAGAAUCGAUGAUUUGUUGCCAACUCGGGACAAUCAACUCAUCUACCUCACGUCCCCAGACAUGUUUGAGUUCUGGAGCCCCCUGUUGGAGAAAGCCUAUGCCAAGUUGAAGGGUGGCUAUAGAGCGUUGGACAUGGGCUUUCCUCACGAAGCCAUGGUGGACAUGACAGGUGGGGUAACUGAGGUUUUGAACAUUGCAUCUCUGCCCCGAGGCCUAACGUCCAUCCUCCGACAUGUCUUGUCUAAAGGAGCGCUCAUCAACUGUGCUAACUGCCAGGGUUCUCUGGCCAAGAUGAAUGACCUGGGCAUCAUGUACAGACACGCUUACUCUGUGACUGCAGUAGAGGAGGUGAAGACGGCCCAUGGUACAGAGGAGUUGGUCAGGAUCCUUAACCCCUGGGGCAACACUGAAUGGCUGGGGCCUUGGAGUGAUGAGAAUGGUCCAGAGUGGAGCAGCGUGAGCCCCGAGGAGCAGAAGAGGCUGCAGAGAGUGAUAGCUGAGGACGGAGAGUUCUGGAUGUCGAUCGCAGACUUCCGACAGCAGUUUGAAAUGAUGGAGGUUUGUCAUCUGAGCGAAAACUUCUGUGACUCCAGAUCCGGAGUGGAGCCGUGGUACUCCAUCAUGCUUCAUGGAAACUGGGUGCCCGGGGUCACAGCAGGGGGCUCCUCCAAAGAAGAUGGGUUCUGGCAAAACCCUCAGUUCUGUCUCAAUUUAUUGGAAGCGGAUGAUGACGACACGACCUCCCAGAAGACCUGCUCCUUUGUUCUGGCUCUGAUGCAGAAACACCAGAGACGCAGAGGCACAAACAUGGCUAUAGCUCUGCACGUCUACCCGAUACAUUCCUCCCAAACCUACCUGUCCUUCGACAACCUGAAGGCCACACCCCCCGUCCUCUUCUGUCCUAACUACUCAACACGCAGGGAAGUGGUUCUUCGGGGUUCCCUUCCAUUAGGACGUUACAUCAUCAUUCCCUUCACUGCUAAGCCCGAUCAGCAGGGAUCCUUCCUUCUGCGGGUGCUCACGGAAGAGGGCAACACGGCCAAUCUGGUGCAAAAACCUGCACAAGACAUCUUAUUAAAAGAGCCUUCAUAUCCUCACCAGUCUGCUCUUCCCUCCAACAAAGACAUCAGAAAGCUGUUCCUGGCACACAGUAACAAGAAGGAGCUGUGCAAACCAGUUCACCUCCACCUCAUUUUGACUGAAGCCAUACAAGGAGGAGUCUUGACAGGCUGUGAGAAGUACCUGUCCCUGGAACACUGUAAGAGCAUGGUCGUCCUCAUGGAUACCCAGGGCUUCGCUCGGCUGAACUGGGAAGAAUUUCAGAGUCUGUGGGAUAAAAUCAAGAGGUGGACGGAUAUUUUCAUGGUGUUUGACAAGAACAAGACAAGGCAUCUGGAGUAUCAGGAGGUCGCCCCGGCUUUGAAGGCAGCAGGAAUCGUUGUGGAUGAUUUGGUGAUACAUCUGGUUGGACUGAGGUACACAGAGCCUGACAUGACCAUCAGUUACCCUGGGUUCCUCUACCUGCUGAUGAAACUGGAGACCAUGAUGCACAAGUUUCACGCCUAUGACAUCGCAGGGAUGGGGAUGAUAACGCUCAGCUACAGACAGUGGCUGCACAUGACCAUGUACAACUGACCUGGUGCACUGAUUCACCAAGAUUCACUUUAUUACACACAGAUGUUUAUGCUUGAUGCCCAUGUGGGUCAGAUGUAUGUAGCAUGUACUUCGUAUGUAGUAGACAAGUAGAGCAAUGCAUGAGAGAAGCACUUUCAGACAGAUUUUCUCUGCCUUUAAGCCCACCCCCCUGCUCCCCCCCCUCUGCAGUGUCAUCAGGUACUCCAGCAGCAAUAACAGAACGUUUCUCCUCUGUCAUGGUAACACACAGGGGCAAAUUUCAAAGACAGCAGCGCAGCUGAGAGGAAAAAUAACCUGUAUUAUUUUCUGUGUUGUUUUGAAACAGUGAUUUAUGAACUGAUCCUACUAUCAUUUUUUUUCUUAUUUGGCUAAUUGGAACAUUUAUUGCACAUUUUUAUUAGUAAAUAAAGCUGAAGUGUACAUAGCAAUAUUUUAACUGAAAUUUUUAUGCUUAUAUACUUUAUGUAAUUGGAAUAAAAUGAGAGAUUAGAAUUUGUUCGUUUGUCUUUUUUUUUUUUUUUUAAUAAACUGGUGUUUAUACAGUGACAGUUCGACUGACAUCAGAGUCUUAAAAUGUUUGACCACCAUGUUAAUACCAUAGGCUAUCAAUUCUCCUACAUGACAUAAAAUAUUGACGUGGAAUAUUUACUAAUAUUUUAAGUUUGCCACUCAAUUCUGUAAAAACUGUCCUGCUUGAAAUUAUUUUUACUUUUCAUUUCCGCCUAACUCAGUCCCAGCUCAGCACACAGAAAAUGAACCGAUUAAAAAUGCAGAUUUUCAUCCAACCAA